Molecule: messenger RNA, 1104 nt
Organism: Eremothecium gossypii ATCC 10895
Lineage: Eukaryota; Fungi; Ascomycota; Saccharomycetes; Saccharomycetales; Saccharomycetaceae
Gene: IDH2
Product: isocitrate dehydrogenase (NAD(+)) IDH2
Exons: 1
Coding region: 1-1104 (367 amino acids)
Biological process (GO): isocitrate metabolic process; tricarboxylic acid cycle
Cellular component (GO): mitochondrion
Molecular function (GO): NAD binding; magnesium ion binding; isocitrate dehydrogenase (NAD+) activity
Source: RefSeq, marked provisional
AUGCUGAGACAGAAGCUAUUUCAAGGAAGCCGCAGGUGGUUAGCGUCUGUGCGGCAGCCCAGUAUCGGGCGGUAUGCGGGUAAGCCGAACGCGGCGGGCAAGUACACGGUGUCGUUCAUUGAGGGCGAUGGUGUGGGCCCCGAGAUCUCGCAGUCGGUCAAGGACAUCUUCUCGGCGGCGUCUGUGCCAGUCGAGUGGGAGUACUGCGACGUGACGCCCCUUCUGGUGAACGGGCUGACGACGAUCCCCGAGCCUGCGGUGGCGUCGAUUAACAAGAACCUAGUGGCGCUGAAGGGGCCGCUGGCAACGCCCAUCGGCAAGGGCCACCGGUCGCUGAACUUGACGCUACGUAAGACCUUCGGGCUGUUUGCGAACGUGCGCCCGGCGAAGUCGAUCGAGGGCUACAAGACGACAUACUCAGACGUGGACCUGGUGCUGAUCCGGGAGAACACGGAAGGCGAGUACUCCGGGAUUGAGCACGUGGUAUCGCCGGGCGUGGUGCAGUCGAUCAAGCUUAUCACGCGCGAGGCGUCCGAGCGCGUGAUCCGCUACGCGUUCGAGUACGCGAGGACCGUGGGGCGGCCCAAGGUUGUGGUGGUGCACAAGUCCACCAUCCAGCGGCUGGCCGAUGGGCUGUUCGUGAACGUUGCGCAGGAGCUGGGCCGCGAAUACCCGGACAUUGAGCUGCAGACCGAGCUGCUCGACAACACCGUCCUCAACGUGGUCACGAAGCCAGAGGCGUACAAGGACGUCGUCGCCGUCUGCCCCAACCUGUACGGCGACAUUCUAUCUGACCUGAACAGUGGGCUUUCUGCCGGCUCGCUUGGUCUCACCCCCUCCGCCAAUAUUGGGCACCAGGUCUCUAUCUUUGAGGCCGUCCACGGUUCGGCGCCGGACAUCGCUGGCCAGAACCGCGCCAACCCAACCGCGCUAUUGCUCUCCUCCGUUAUGAUGUUGAAUCACAUGGGCUUGCACGAGCACGCCGGCCGGAUCGAGAAGGCCGUGCUUUCCACCAUUGCCUCUAGCCGUGAGAACCGCACUGCGGACCUUGCUGGUACUGCCUCCACCUCUUCGUUCACAAAUGCCGUCAUCGAACGGUUGUAA